AUGUUGACGAAUUCUUGUUGCUGGCCAACUUGCUGGCCGUUUGGCUACUGCAAGGGCAAGAAUCUGUUGAGGCUCUUUGGCCAGUACAUGGGUGUUGUACAAACCCCAGUAAAGCUCGUGAACGUCAUAGUCGGAGAUCUUCCAACCCACGAGACUGGUGAUUUCUACUUGACGGUUGAGACUGGCAGCAACCCUCCACAGAUUACGGCAGUGGUGGAGAACGCGGAGCCAAAGUUCGUCAAGUUCCCAGAUGAAAUGCUCAUCAAGAUUAGAGAUUCUUCUUUGGAGUCCAACGUGCGAUUCUGUUUGAAGAAGCUCAACGCAUUGGGAAGCCAAGAGCUCUGCGAGGCCUACGUGAGUCCCAAGAUGCUGCUGUUUUGGAUGGAGCAGGAGGAGAGCGUUCGCGUUCGAAUGGAGCCAGUUGACAGGGCUCACACUUUCGCGCUGCCAACAUGGAUACUGAUUGACGUCAUAGAGUAUGGUCAAAUGCAUGCUGACCAUGACAUCACAAUCUACGACUUCCGGCAAAAGAAAACGACCCAGAAUUCAGAGGUGAAGGUGCACCCAACCUACAAGAGCUUCAAAUCAGAAUAUUCCUUGAUGGAUCCAGCCGGAUUGCAGGCGCAGGAGCCUGACGCUCGCCCUUCAUUUGGCCUACUCCUAAGAGCUCUGCUUUGUGAUCGGGCCUAA
This is a messenger RNA of Symbiodinium necroappetens, 690 nucleotides long. The record is from the annotation of a GenBank genome assembly. Lineage: Eukaryota; Dinophyceae; Suessiales; Symbiodiniaceae.